ACACGUGUGUGUGCAUUUCUUUUUAUUGUGAACAUAGCGUGUGGCUGGAUUUGAUUUUGAAAUAAAAUAGUGAAAUAAUUGAAAUAAAUAUGGCGGACGUUCAGAAUUUAGCUGACGCUAUUGUACUACAGUAUAUACAAUCUAAGGACAAGAACCUGGCCAAAGUGUUCCAGCAAAAGACGAAGGCGGCCACAGUGGGCAAGAACACCCCAAAGCUGACCGAUAUUGUACAAUUUUACCAGACCAAGAGCACGACAAAAAUCCCAGCCAUUAAAGCGACAGCCGCUGAUAGUGACAGUGAUUCGGACUCUGAUGAAGCUCCAGCGCCAACGAAGAAGCCAGCAGCUACUCCAGUGACAAAUGGCAAAGCCGCUAAGGCAGCCAAGGCCUCGAGCAGUGACGAUAGUUCGUCAGAGGAAGAGCCACCAAAGAAGGCAGCAGCAGUUGCACCAGUAAGUGCCGCUCCAGCAAAGAAGGCGGCUGCUUCCUCCAGUGAGGACAGUGACGACUCUGAGGAGGCUAAGAAACCGGAUGCUGUGCCCAAGGCACCAGUCAAGCCGACUGCAGCCAAAACGGCUGCAUCCAGUAGCGAAGACAGCAGCUCCGAAGAGGAAACAGCAAAACCAGCGGCCAAGGCACCUGCCAAGUCUGCGCCUGCCAAGAAAGCCGAAUCCUCAAGUGAGGAGAGCGAUUCUGAUGACGAGCCGGCCAAGAAGCCUGCGCCUGUACCAGCCAAGAAAGCUGCGGCCAAGCCUGCUGCCUCUUCGAGUGAAGAGAGCGACUCCGAGAAGGAAAAGAAGCCCGCUGCAAAGGCUCCAGCUAAGGCUGCGCCAAAGAAAGAGUCCUCCAGUGAGGAUAGUUCCUCUGAGGAUGAAGCACCUAAGAAGACGGCCCCUGUGAAGGCAAGCCCAGCCAAGAAAGCAGCAUCGUCCAGUGACGAUAGCGAUUCCGAUGAAGAGCCUCCCAAGAAGAAGGUGGCUGCUCCAGCCAAACCAGCUGAAAAGGCCACUCCGGCAAAGAAGGCGAAAUCCUCCAGCGAGGACAGCGAUUCCGAUGAGGAAGAGCCAGCCAAGAAGCCUGCUGCCAAGGCCGCAGCCAAACCCGCAGCUGCUCCGGCUAAAAAGGCAGGUGAGUCCGAGGACUCUUCGGAUGAUAGCGAGAGCUCUGAAGACGAAAAGCCCAAGCCUAAGGCCAAGCCUGCUGCCAAGGCUCCAGCUAAGGCGGCCAAGGAGACGAGUAGCGAAGGAUCGUCGAGUGACGAUGAAGCUCCUGCUGCUGUCAAGCCGGCAGUGAAGAAGACUGCGGCACCGGCCAAGAAGGACGACUCGUCCUCGGAUGACUCUUCCGACGAUGAGCCAGCUGCCAAAAAGCCAGCGGCCAAGAAAGCCGAAAGCAGCGACGACGAUGAUAGCGAUGAUUCCGGAGAAGCCAAGCCCAAGACUGUGGCCAACGGUGGCCCCAAACGCAAGUUCAGCGGUGGCGAUGAGGAGGAGAUGCCCAAGAAGAAGUACAACAACUUUGUCAAAUCGGGAGACCAGAAGCAGAACAGUUUCGCCUCCACUCCCAACAACAACAAUCACCACAACAGUCGUCAGCUGAACAGCAGCGGCGGUGGUGGAAGUGGGAGUGGGCGACGACGUUCUCCCUUCCGGCGUGUUCGGACCGAGGAGGUUCUGGUCGAUGCCCGAGUCCAAGACAUGUCCUUUGAGGCGAAGGAUGGCGGCGGCUUCAAGAAGCAGAACGGACGCGGUGGCCGGGGAGGCUCCGGUUUUGCCGGUCGUCCUGAUCGUAGCACCUGGGAGAGCAACAAUCAAAACGGAGGCGAGGAAGGUGGCGAAGGAGGUGGUUUCAAGAAGAUUGGCGAUCGCCGUAGCUUUGGAGGCUUUGACAAGAAGCCAUUUGAGGGACGUGGCGGUGGACGCGGCGGAGGUGGCUUUGGCGGUGGCCGUGGAGAUGGACGUGGCCGCGGCGGUGGCGGACGUGGGGGUGGCGGCUUCGGAGGUGGUCGUGGAGGUGGCGGCGGAGGCUUCGGAGGUGGCCGUGGAGGUGGUGGUCGCGGAGGCGACCGCGGCGGACGUGGCUUUGGUGGUCGUGGCGGAGGUGGACGCGGCGGCGGCGGUGGUUUCGGCAACAAAUCCUUCGACUCCUCAGCGCCCAAGCAGAACAAGAAAAUCACUUUCGACAAUUAGAUCUAGUUUAGUUCUCCCCCUCCCCACCCACAAGCACACACACACACAGAUGCGCAGAUGAUUGCAGAUUUGUUAUGUAUUUAGAAUUAAAUCAGUUUAAACAAUUUUAUACUUACGCAAACCCCCCCCCUGCCCUGUAUAGAAAAACGCUGCCGGCUCCUGGGGCGAACGGGCCAAUAUCGACCUGAAGCAUACCCGUGGCAAGUCCUUCAAGCACGAGAAGACCAAGAAGAAGCGCGGCAGCUAUCGGGGCGGCGCAAUUGACAUGGGCGUCAAUU
Molecule: messenger RNA, 2467 nt
Organism: Drosophila guanche
Lineage: Eukaryota; Metazoa; Arthropoda; Insecta; Diptera; Drosophilidae
Product: nucleolar protein dao-5
Exons: 4
Coding region: 90-2189 (699 amino acids)
Cellular component (GO): nucleolus; nucleoplasm
Source: RefSeq, a predicted model, not a curated record